UAUAACUUAUAUCCUGUAAGGUUAUUCUCUGUAUAUGAGUUGUUCUUUUCAGAAAAUUUGCACUAACAUCCCAUUUUGAUGCAAGGCUGAGCGUAUAAGAGGAAGUAACGUUAUCAAAAGCUCUUCCAUUCUCAAGGCUGUGAGACAAAUUGAACUUUAUCUGCAGCAAAAACCUAAUUUGUUGAUUAUUGUAGAUCGAGGAUGAAGAACGACAGAUAAUAUCAUGAAUUCAAGUGGAAACAGUUUUCAGGCGAAGCAAGAAUCUGGUGGAACCAACAACAGUAAAUUGACCUCAAAGGCUACUACAUCAACAAGUUCAAGGCAGUGGGGAGGCUUUAAAAAUCCAAGAAUUGUACGUGUAUCGCGUACUUUUGGUGGAAAAGAUAGACACAGUAAAGUCUGCACAAUAAGGGGUCUUAGAGACAGGAGAAUUAGGCUUUCAGUGCCAACUGCAAUUCAAUUGUAUGAUCUUCAAGAUAGACUUGGUCUCAGCCAACCUAGCAAAGUUGUAGAUUGGUUAAUUGAAGUCACUAAACAUGAAAUCGAUAAGCUUCCACCAUUACAGAUACCACCAGGAUACUUUGCUCAGUUCCAAGGCGAUCAUCAUUUUGAUGCAGCUAAUUUGAGAGCAAAAUCCAAGGUAAUUGAUACAGACACAGUAUAUGGAAAAAACAAGUCGAUUGCUUCAAAUGAGCAAGAAAACCAAGAGGAAAUUGGAGGUUAUGUUCCUCAAAUUUCAGCUCAGAGUUUCUUUCCAUUAGGCAAUAGAUCUCCUAAUUUACCUGGCCUGAUGAACAACAGCAUGCCUUUCAAUUCUUACUAUCCAUGGGAGCCUAAUUCGAGUUUGUCUUUAGCUCAUUUUGGACAACCCCAAACAGAAGAAUCGUCCCAAAAUAAUUUUCCUUUAUCAUUGGCGUCAUCCUUGUCUUUGCCUUCAGGUUCUCAAGUAUACUUUAAUCCAACAGCUACAACAUUUUCACCUAUGAUUUCUCCUUAUAUGACCAAUUAUCCCAUUGAAAAUGAUCCAAGGGCGCAGUUGAACCAUUUCCAUUUCUUAAGCUCAAGUUCACAACACGUCCUUCCGAAUCCACCAGUGUCAACUCUUAACUUGAUCAAACCCUUCAGUCUGAAUGACGAUCCAAGAUGGAUUCAUUCAAGAGAAGAUGAUGAUGAUAGCCAACCACAUGAAGGCGGCGACAAUUAAUUUAGAUUGGAUCAGGAGGAAGAAAUUCUAGUAUCAACUAAGGGGCUUGGAGCCUUAAGUCCAAGAAAUAUGGGAAAUUAUACGUUUCUGCAUAAUACAAUAUUAUUUCAAAGACAAAGAUCAUGUACCGGAUAGAGCAAACAAGAUUAUGCUACUUUCCUACAUCAGAGGUACAUCAAUAUUGCAGUAAGACAUUCUAUCUCUAGUACUAUAUAUGUUUAUAAAGUUUUACUUCUUUUCUCUGCAGAACAUACUAUUAUUUAAAACACAGUUCACAUUACCACUGCGUGGUAAAUGAGUAUUCUAUUUUGCAGUU
Nicotiana tabacum (common tobacco) is the source of this 1520-nucleotide messenger RNA. RefSeq names its product transcription factor TCP5-like. Gene Ontology annotation, cellular component: nucleus. Lineage: Eukaryota; Viridiplantae; Streptophyta; Magnoliopsida; Solanales; Solanaceae. Gene Ontology annotation, molecular function: sequence-specific DNA binding; DNA-binding transcription factor activity. The record is from RefSeq and is a predicted model, not a curated record.